Molecule: messenger RNA, 6501 nt
Organism: Dama dama (fallow deer)
Lineage: Eukaryota; Metazoa; Chordata; Mammalia; Artiodactyla; Cervidae
Product: neuroendocrine protein 7B2
Exons: 12
Coding region: 599-3685 (1028 amino acids)
Biological process (GO): regulation of hormone secretion; neuropeptide signaling pathway
Cellular component (GO): secretory granule
Molecular function (GO): enzyme regulator activity
Source: RefSeq, a predicted model, not a curated record
AAGCGCACCGGGAUGUGCUGGCCGGGGCAGCCGGCAGGCUGAUGGGGGAGGGAGGGAGCAGCCUGUGAAACGGGGUGACGGCGGCCACCAGCCCGGGCGGGGACCGGGACUGGGAGAGGCCCCUGAGCAGCCGGCUGGUCCGGGGGCUGGGCUAGGGUGGGGGGCGUGGGGUCGCAGGGACAGACGCUCAGCCGAGCCUGCGGGGGUAAGGAGGGCGAAAAGAAGGGUAGGCUUUACUGGUCGGAGAGAGACAGGACAAAGGGAGGUUUGGAAGAGAGUGGCUGGAAGUAGUGAGAAGCUGGUAACAGGCGUGCUGCAAGGAUCUGAGAAAAAGAAGGGAAAUCUAUGUAAGUAGCUGAAACGAUUAAGUGACAAGAAAGAAGGCCAGUGAAAGUGAAGGGAAGGUGAGGGGUGGCACAGGGCUAAGAGAAGGGUCGGUGGAAGUGUAUAGAGGAUCGAGGAAAAAGCCGUGGAAGUGGCUGGGGUCCGGGGCCGGAAGGCAGGGGAGCUGAGCGCAAAACUGAGAGUGUUUGGAAACUGGAAGGCUUGGUGGCGAAAGAGGAUCAGGACUCAGAUCGCACCUCGGAGAGUGAGCGACAUGUCCGGGAUGUGGGAUCAGAGGUUGGUGCGUUUGGCGGUUGUGCAGCAGCUUCGGGCUGCCUAUGGAAUUAAGGUCAAGGGUGGCCGGGCGCAGAGCGAUCGCAGGAGACCGGAAACAGCAACCACGGAAAUAGUGGGUAAAAUAUUUGGAGUACCAUUAAAUGCAUUGCCCCAGUCCGUUGUACCAGAAUAUGGACAUAUUCCAAGUUUUCUUGUUGAUGCUUGCACGUCUUUAGAAGAGCAUGUUCAUACAGAAGGGCUUUUUAGGAAAUCAGGAUCUGUUAUUCGUCUAAAAGCACUAAAGAAUAAACUCGAUCAUGGUGAAAGAUGCCUGUCUUCUGCACCUCCUUGUGAUACCGCGGGACUUCUGAAGCAGUUUUUUAGAGAAUUGCCAGAGCCCAUUCUCCCAGCUGAUUUGCAUGAAGCACUUUUCAAAGCUCAACAAUUAAAAACAGAAGAGAAGAAUAAAGCUACAUUGUUGCUCUCCUGUCUUAUGGCUGACCACACAAUUGAUAUAUUAAGAUACUUCUUUAAGUUUCUCAGGAAAGUUUCUCUUAGGUCCAGUGAGAAUAAGAUGGAUAGCAGCAAUCUUGCUGUAAUAUUUGCACCAAAUCUUCUUCAGACAAGUGAAGGACAUGAAAAGAUGUCUGCUAACACAGAAAAAAAGCUACGAUUACAGGCUGCAGUAGUACAAACUUUUAUUGAUUAUGCAUCAGAUAUUGGGCAUGUUCCAGAUUUUAUCCUAGAAAGGAUACCAGCGAUGUUGGGUAUUGAUGGUCUCUGUGCUACUACAUCGCUAGAAGGCUUUGAAGAAGGCGAUUACGAAACUCCUGGUGACUGUAAGAGAAAACGAAGACAAAGUGUAGGAGAUUUUGUUAGUGGAGCAUUAAAUAAAUUUAAAUCUAACAGGACACCUUCUAUUACACCUCAACAGGAAAGAAUUGCCCAGCUAUCCGUUUCACCAACAAUUCUUACACCAAAUGCUAAGCGUAAACUGCCGGUAGAUUCUCAUGGUUUCUCAAGUAAGAAAAGGAAGUCCAUCAAGCACAAUUUUAACUUUGAGUUGUUGCCAAGUAAUCUCUUCAAUAGCAGUUCUACACCAGUAUCAGUUCACUGUGAUACAAGCCCGGAAGGGUCAUCUCAGAGUUCAUUCUCUCCUGUCGCCAUCAGUGGAAACCAUUUGAUCAGUACAAAUGUGCUAAGGCGAAGUAAAAGGCUUGCAAGCAAAAAAGUUUGCAGUCUUUCUAGGGUGGAAUCAGGAAAAGCAGGCUGCUUCUCUCCUAAAAUCAGCCGUAAAGAUAAGGUUCGAAGAUCUCUUCGUUUGAAAUUUAAUCUAGGGAGAAACAGCAAAGAUGGAAAUGAGUGUUCUGGUGUCAAAAGAUCUGAAAAUGUUGGUCGACGACUUGCAAAUCAACAAAGUUUAAAAACUAGGAUUGAAUCUGUAAAAACAGGUCUGCUUUUUAGCCCAGAUACUGAUGAAAGAUUAACAAAGAAAGGUUCGAAAAAGAUCAGUAAGUCAGAGGAAAACUUAAUAACUCCAGAGCGACUAAGUGGAACAAAUUACCGGAUGUCUUGGAUAGGACCUACUAACUCAGAUUUUCAAGAAGUAGAUGGAAAUGAAGCUUCUCCAAUAGAUGGAACUCUUGAGGUGGAGGACUCUUCUUUGGAGCCUGAUAUGAUGGUUGAAAAGUCCCCUAUUGGCUCAUACGAGCUUACCCCUCCUAAUGUACACAGUACGCACAAUAACAACAUAACUGGCGGCUCUCUUAGUGGUGAUGAAAAUAACUUGACCACAGAGACUGUGGUGAAAAUUCAGAAAGCAUUUUCUGAAUCUGGAAGUAAUCUUCACGCAUUGAUAAAUCACAAGCAGUCACCAUUAACUAAUGUGGAGAAAGUAAAAUUCAAUGAAACAUCUUCUACCAAAGGUAGCCCAGAGAAAAAUCUCUUGAAAACUAAUUUGACUGUGAUAGAAUCAAAUGGACACCGUACCAGUAACGAUGAAAAUAGCUUUUCAGAAAGUGACUUCUCACUACAUCAGCCUCAAAAAUCAGAUAGAGAAGCCACUAUAAAAUGUUACUCAACUCAGAUGAAGAUACAACUGGAAAACAACAUUCAUUUGAAUAUACCAAAAGAUUAUUUAAGCAAGCAAGAGUUGCCCAGUGAUGAACAUGUAAGGAAACAAGAGUCCCCAGGGGAUACCCUCAAUACUAAAUUAAAGGAUAAUCAAAAUUUGAUUGAAGAGAACUUACUGAAACACACAGCUUCUAGGGAGGUUGUGGCUAGCACCUCUUCCUCGGAACAGAGCACGUGCAGUAGCGCAGACCUGCCAGAACCGAGUCCUGUGGGGAUCAUUAAACAGCGGUCACUGGUGGAAACACGUGAUGAAACGGUUUCUGAAUGUUUACAAAUGACAGAGCAUGGAAGGGUUUCAGACCACAUACAGUGGUUUAACAGACUUUCUUUAAAUGAACCAAAUAGGACAAAAGUUAAGUCACCUCUUAAGUUUCAGCGUACGCCUGUCCGUCAGUCAGUGAGAAGAAUCAAUUCUUUGUUGGAGUAUGGUGGACCUCCUCCAAGGCAUAAAUUAGCAAGUCUUGGUGAUACUGCUUCUCCUCUGGUUAAAUCAGUGAGCUGUGAGAGUGCUCUUCCCUCUUGUAUAGAAAGUAUGACUAUGACAAAAGAUUCCUCCCUUCCAUGUACCAGAUCAGGUCCUAAAGAACAGAAGUCUACAUCUUGCAAGCAGUCAAAUAUUGAUAUGAUUUCAAAAUCAAGCAUGGAGGUAACUUCUACAUCUUUCUUACAAAUGAAGAGGCACCCAAACUCUGUGAAUGCGUCUCUUGGGUCCACCAGAGUUUGUAAACAAGAAGUGAUAUCUAAUAAUCAAAUUAAGUUUCCCUUGGAUGAUCUAACAAACCAUGAUAUAGUAAAAUCUAUUGUAAGUAAUGAUAAGGUCAUUCCCCCUAGCGUAAGCAACAGGGUCCUUAGAAAACCAUCAGAAAAAGAGAGGAUCUGGUAUAAAGGUUCUCCAAAAAAUCCUAUUGGAAAAGUUCAACUACUACCAACAAGUAAACCUGUAGACUUGUAAUUGGUAAAUGUUGUUCUUGUCAUUAAUGUAUAUAAAAUUAUCAAUUGGUGAUAUGACUUGCAAGGUAAUAUGAUGUGUUUGUAGCUCAGGAUGAUUGUUAUGUGAUGAAUUUAAUUUCAUUGCACAAGCAACUUGAAUUCUUGUUUUUCUUAAUUAUGGCAAUAUUUAAGCUAUCUUUAAUUUUAUUGUGAUCUCUUAAAGCAGAGGUUACACUUUACUUUCUUAAAGAAAUUGUUGACUGGGUUUAUAAGAAGUUAAUUUUUGAGAAUUGGAUGGAUUUUAUUUUUUAAUGUGUGAUAGAAUGGAAUGAGUUGUGCUGAUUUCUUGUUACUCCUAAGUCAGAUGAAGUUUCUCCAAGAAAUCUCAACACACAGAGGGAGAGAUAAGCCCUGCAGAUCUUAUUUCUCAAAUUCCAUUAAUGUUCAGUGUCUUUAAAAAUCCCUAGAAAUUAAUUUGCUUCAAUAGCAUUUUAAUCCUUUGUUCCUUUUGGAUGUAAUUAGGUUUAUAUUGCCUAUAGAUGUGACAGUGUGGUCCCUAGAACUAAGAAUAAUGGCUGGUGCAGAAUGACGAUGACUCAAGUGUGCUCACAUAGUAUGAGGCUACAGAAAUAACAGAUGACUUUUAAGCCAUACUACAUUUUUAAAGUUAAUUUGCACAAAUACAUUUGUAUCUGUUUUGUCCAAUAUAGAAUUUAAAAUUUUUUAAGAAGGGGUAAUUAAGCUUGGAAGAUUUUAAUCAAAGUGAUUGCUUGUAUGCAGAUGCUUGGUUUUAGACUUUGAAGUAAUUGAUGCGCCUCUGUACAUUUACCUUGGAUUCUUUCAAGAACCUGUGAUGGUUUUGUCAUGUGUGUAAAUGUUAUUUAUUUAGCAUAGACAUUAAAGAUAACUUUCUGGAAAAUGACUUGCCUGAGACUCUAAUGAAAUUCAAAGUACCUUUUAGAAUUUGAUCCAAAUUGUCAAGCUAAUCUAUCUAAAUUGAUAUUUAAAUUAUUAGAAAUAACAAAGUUUUAAGGACAGAAUACUAUCACCAGUAGAGUGUAUUUAAGUUUUAGAAGAAGGAAUAUGCAUGCAGAAUCAAUCACUAAAGAUGGUUUUGCAGGUCAGGUGUUAGAAUGCCACAUUCAAAGGUGAGGGCAGAACAGAACCACACUGCACACCGCUCAGAACAACCAGGCAGUAUGAAUGUGUGGGAGGAAUUUAAAGUCAUCAGAGGUUUGCUUUACCAAGCCCUCCUUGAUAGCAGUACAUCUUAUUCAAAAGCUAUUUCCCAUUUCUAUAAUCACUACCUAGGAAUUGACCCUAUCUCAGAAUUAGGAAGUAUUACUUAUUAUGUAAAGACUAAAAUCUGUAGAUAGAAACAUCAUGUUUAUCUGACAUCAAAACAGGUUUUUAAUACAGGUAUGCAUUUCUGUUGAUGGUAUUUCUAAUAGUAAGUAGAUAUAGAAAAUAUUCUUAAAUUCUGAGAUGUUUGUUUUUGCAAGCAGUUCUUUUUAACUUUAUUUUUUUAAAUGCAUUAAUGUCCUUUGAUUUCCAUGGGAGUAGGUGAAAUGUUGAAUUGAAAGCCUAAUUCAGUAAGAAGGCAAGAAAUUAACUGUACAAAUCACCUGAAUCAGUGGAUUUUCUGAGAGACUAAUCAUUAAUAAUAAAAGAUAUUUAUAAAAAAAAAAAAACUACCCACAUGUCACUCCAUUUUUUGUUAGCUGAAAGCUGCAGUACAGAGUAAAGGAUUAUGCAGGUGCAAAGCUUGGAGAUGUAACUGGAGAGUUGGGAAAGUUGAGUUUUAGCCUUGAUUUAGUAUUCAUGUUUUCAUUUUUUCUUAUACAAUAGAAUGUUUUUAAUCUCAUGGGGAUAUUUAAUCAAAUGAUAUACAAACAUACUUAAAAGUCUGGGCAUGUGCGGUAACUCCAAAAACUAUUUUCAUUUUAUUCUUACAAGUAAAUGAAACUCUAAUAUUAAUUUGGUUAUUAUGGGCAACAAACAAUACAGUUAUACAUAGAACUUAAUAGACCGCUUGACAACAUUCUAAAAUCACUAAAAAUUUUUGAUACAAGAUUGUGAAAAUCAUCAAGCUCAGAACAUACAAGGUUUUGUUUUUAGAAUAUAAAAUUUCAUAUGAAGCAUGAACAGUGUAGUUUGGUCAGAUUUCCAUUCAACACAAAGGCAGUCAAUUAUAGUGGCAUUUCUGUUUUUCCAGGCACAAAAUGAAGAUAAUAAACAUUAAAAUUUAGAAUUGGAAAAAACCCUCAUUAUGUGUGAAUAAUAAAUAUUAAAAUCCAGCAUGGUCUUUAAGCCUAGAACCAAUGGGCAAUAUAUUUGUUAUUUUGCACUGUUAGCAUGCGCUGAAAUAAAAAGCUGGAAGCAUAAGACCAUCCAUGGAAGAAAAGGUGCUAGGAAGGAGGCUGGCUUCAAACCAAAAGGUCAUGGAUGAAUUUUGCAGGCCCCCUCUUGAUUGCAUAAAGUUGCUGUUGAUGAUAAUGGAUUUGGGGACAGAACAAGGAUACAGAAUUCUGGAUUCUAACCUCAUCAAGGUAUUUACUCUGGGAUCUCCAAGUACUUAAUCUCCAAGUAUUUAACAUCCCCAGUCUUGAUGAAAGAAACUGAAAUACUUAUUCGUCGUAUGGUUUUACAUUUCAAUUCUUGUGUUUGAAAAGAAUAAAAAUGGAUAUGUUUUCCAGUGUGCAGAGUAUGAUUUCAGGCAAAAGAAAUCUUACUUGAUAGCUGGUGUGGAAGUUUAGAAAUAGCAUUCAGAACUAAUAUUCCUAGAGGUUUUCAUGUGGUUUUGGUUUAUCACUUUAACAGAAAUUUAGAGCAUCUUGU